AUGUAUGUGAAAUGGUUUGAUACAGGAAUGUUUUACUAUGUGAUUUUAGUGAAUGUCACUUUUUGUCAUUUUCAAAUUUCCUGCCGUUCCGUCCCCCAUACGUCCCGAUGCUCACAGGGGACGGAACCCAGAUGACAGAUGCCGGCAUCCGCCGGAUUACAUUGCCGGGGACACUGCAAGAGGGACAUCGUAGGAGCGCAGGACAAGGUAAGUGAUCGAGGGAUCCCGGAGCAGCGCCGCAUGGUAAGCCCGAGUGUAGCUCGGGGUUACCGCUUGUGCUACACUCGGGAAUACCGCCAGGGAGGU
This is a messenger RNA of Staurois parvus, 306 nucleotides long. Lineage: Eukaryota; Metazoa; Chordata; Amphibia; Anura; Ranidae. The record is from the annotation of a GenBank genome assembly.